UAGAGGGAGGGAGGGGGGAGGGAUGGACCACGGAUCUGCAGGGAGAGUAACUAAAAUAAGAGAAACAGGGGAUUUCAUGAAUCCACUUUACUCUCCUCAGCCGGAUAUGAAGCACGAGGCGAGGGAGCGGAUCCCGGUGGUUCGGUCCGGCUCGGCGGAUUUAUUUUGCACUCAUUAGUUCUGCUCAUUUGACAGCACGGGGCACCAUUCAAUCCAGCUUUCCUUGUUGUUGUCUCGAGGACGAAAUCGAAAUCCAAGACCCUGCAAUAUUUGCCCCCCCCCCCCCCCACCCCCACCUCCCCCCUCUCUCUGGAUGCGCUCGCGCGGAGGUGUGCGGAGGAGCGCGCGCUUCCAGCGAUGCCCGGAGUGAACGCGUCGGAGUUGACUACCGGGGAUCUCUGACUCUCUCCCGCGGCAUGGGCUGCGCCCCCAGCAUCCACGUCUCGCAGAGCGGCGUGAUCUACUGCCGGGACUCGGACGAGUCCAACUCCCCCCACCAGACCACCACCAUCUCGCAGGGCACCACCGCGGCCACGCUGCACGGGCUCUUCGUCAAGACCGACGCGGCCGAGUCCAUCCCCGCCGUCCUCGCCUUCCAGAGCCGCCACGCGCGCAACAGCGAGCCGCGCCGCGAUCGCGGGGAGGGGGGGCGCGUCGGCAUCGAGGCCGAGACACAGACCAGCCGCACCAGCGUUAAGGUUUCAGCUACAGAAGAAUGUGUAGGACCCAUGAGACUGACCCAGGAGCCCAUCCAGGUCCUGCUGGUGUUCGCCAAGGAGGACGGCCAAAGCGACGCCUUCUGGUGGGCCUGCGACCGCGCCGGCUUCACGUGUGACAUCGCACGCACGCCCGAGUCCGCCGUGGAGCGUUUCCUGGACAAGCACCACGAGAUCGUGGUCGUCGAUGGACGCCACUUGCGCUGCUUUGAGCCCGAAGCGGUGUGCCGGUCGAUCCGCGCAACGAAGCCGUCUGAAAACACCGUUAUACUCGCUGUUUUGCCUCAAAGAGCGGCCGACCAGGACGAGCCAUCGGUCCUCCCCCUCCUCCGCGCCGGAUUUAACAGACGGUUUGUGGAGAGCAGCAGCGUGUCGGCCUGCUACAACGAGCUCAUCCAGAUCCAGCACGGAGAGGUGCGCUGCCAGUUCAAACUCAGGGCUUGUAACUCGGUCUUCGCGGCUCUGGAGCACUGUCAAGAGGCCGUGGAGAUCACCAGUGAGGACCACGUCAUACAGUACGUGAACCCGGCGUACGAGCGGAUGAUGGGGUACCACAAGGGGGAGCUGAUCGGGAAGGAGCCCGCCGAGCUGCCCAUGAGCGACAAGAACCGAGCCGACCUGCUGGACACCAUCAACACCUGCAUCAAAAAAGGAAAGGAAUGGCAAGGCCUUUACUACGGCAGGAAGAAGUCGGGCGACAGCGUGCAGCAGCACGUGAAGAUAACGCCCGUCGUCGGCCAAGGAGGGAAGAUUCGACAUGUGGUGGCCAUCAAGAGACCUCACGUUGACAACAAUAACCAGGUUCACAAGUUCAACAAGGAGGAGCGAUGCAUUGGGGAACAUUCCCAGUCAGGAAAUGUGGUUCCCUUCGCAGAGUCCCAUCCUCUACGUCACCGCGACAGGAGGAAAGACUCCAUCGACGGCAGAUCGCUCAGCUCGCGCGGGAGUGACGCUCCGAGUCUUCAGAAGCGAAGAUAUUCCUCCGUGGCCAGGAUUCACUCCAUGACCAUCGAGGCUCCCAUCACGAAGGUGAUAAACAUCAUCAACGCGGCCCAGGAGAGCAGCCCGGUGACGGUGGCCGAGGCCCUGGACCGGGUGUUGGAGAUCCUGAGGACCACGGAGCUCUACUCCCCUCAGCUCGCCUCCAAAGAAGACGACCCCCACGCCAACGACCUCGUGGGGGGGCUCAUGAGCGACGGGCUGCGCAGACUCUCUGGCAACGAAUACGUCUUCUGCAAAAACAUGAGCCAGAGCCAGCUGUCCGUCCCGGUGACUCUGAGCGACGUCCCUCCACCCAUCGCCGAGAUGCUGAACCACGAGGAAUGCUGGGAGUUCGACAUCCUCGAGCUGGAGGCGGCCACGAACAAGAGGCCGCUGACGUACCUCGGCCUGAAGGUCUUCGCCAGCUUCGGCGUGUGCGACUUCCUGAGCUGCUCGGACGCCACGCUGCGCUCGUGGCUGCAGCUGAUGGAGGCCAGCUACCACUCCUCCAACUCCUACCACAACUCCACCCACGCCGCCGACGUGCUGCACGCCACCGCCUACUUCCUCCGCAAGGACAGGGUCAAGAGCAGCCUGGAACAGCUGGACGAGGUGGCGGCGCUGAUCGCGGCCACGGUGCACGACGUGGACCACCCGGGCCGCACCAACUCCUUCCUGUGCAACGCCGGCAGCGAGCUGGCGAUCCUCUACAACGACACGGCGGUGCUGGAGAGCCACCACGCCGCGCUCGCCUUCCAGCUCACCACCCGGGACGCCAAGAGCAACAUCUUCAACAACAUGGACAGGAACCAGUUCCGGACCCUGCGGCAGGCCGUCAUCGACAUGGUUCUGGCCACCGAGAUGACCCGCCACUUUGAGCACGUCAGCAAGUUCGCCAACAGCAUCAACAAGCCGAUGGCCGCCAUCGAGGACAGCGGCCCCGCCAGCGACGCCGACGCGCAGGCCAACAUCAGGAACUCUCCGGAGAACCGGCUGCUCAUAAAGAGGAUGCUGAUCAAGUGCGCGGACGUGGCGAACCCCUGCAGGCCGCUGCAGCUCUGCGUGGAGUGGGCCGGGCGCAUCUCCGAGGAGUACUUCGCUCAGACGGACGAGGAGAAGGCUCAGGGGCUGCCCGUGGUGAUGCCCGUGUUCGACAGGAACACCUGCAGCGUCCCCAAGUCCCAGAUCUCCUUCAUCGACUACUUCAUCACCGACAUGUUCGACGCCUGGGACGCCUUCGCCGACCUGCCUGGUCUCAUGGAACACCUGUCGGAGAACUACAAGUACUGGAAGGUUUUGGACGAGAUGAAGUGCAAGAGCCUCCGUCCUCCCACGGCUCUGUGGCCGCCUCCGUCAGUCUGAGCGGAUGCAGAGAAUCCCCCCCCCCUCGCCCCCCCCCCCCCCCCCCCCCCCAACAUUCCUGAAAACACCUCCACGAAGCUGCGAGCACCUCACGGGUCAACCGACAAUCUGCACCUGCAGGCGGUGCAACGAGCCACAGAUCAGCACUUUAGUCGAUGGAGACAUUUUCAUCACAAGCCUCUUUGAUCCGUUUCAUUUGUUUCCUUUUUCGCAGUUUUUAAUCUCCGUCGAAUGUUCUCACUGUAAAUGAUUCAUGAUCAAUGAUGAUGAUGAUAAUAAUGAAAUGCUUAUCAAACUGCCAACUCGUGACUCCCUCUUCCAGGGUCCACAGUGAGAGGGACGCUCUCUUGGGGCUCAAAGGUCAUGUAGCUACCUGGUUCAGAUGAGUAUCAGAUGAGUCUUGAUCCUUUCAGAGCACUUUCAUUAUAUUUUAACUCAUAAAGGCGACACGGUUCUGGAAAGCAGUUUUUCUUUCUUGCAGCACAUUGAAACCUUUGCUAAUUCUUAGAAUAUUAGUUCAUAAAUCCAAAUAGAUUUUUGCUUAAAUUGAGAUAAAGCCCAAAACAAUCUGAGCUGCUUUGGUAAAGUAGUUGUCAUUAGCGGCGUAAUGUCCUGAGAGACAGAACAUGGACCCAAAGGCACAGAGAGCUCCUCCCAGGUGCCUUAUUAUUAGUACUGGUACCGGUUCUUCCUCUGCAAAAAGGGAAAGCCAUGCACGUAAAUAUAUGUGUGUACGUGUGUGUGUGUGUAUACUGUAUAUGUAUAUAUAUAAUAAUAUAUAUAUAUACAUACAGACAAUCUGCGUUAUGUUGCUUCAUGAUCCGAGUGGACUUGGGGAGUCAGUGUCGAUGGUUCUGCAACAACAUUUUUAUUUCUUUUGUACCACAACGAUUUUUUCAAACAGAACUUGGAUCACAUGUGAAUUUUGCCAGUUCAGAACUAGCGAGUCACAAUGACGUCAUUCAAUCAGCGCCUUAAUCGUGUAACGUCCGUGUGCAGAAGCUCCCUAACGCACCCGCUGUCCUUGUAGCUGCUCACUAAAUGGCUCGUUUGAAGGGAGACGGGCCAGAACCACGUGGUCAUGGCCCUGUGACCCGGAGCCUUCGUCCCGCCAUGGUUAAUCGUGUCCGGCGUUCCAACCCAGAGGCCGCACACACACAAGGAGAAAACGAGACUGUGUGCAAAGCUCGUCUUUGGCGUGCGGGAUGAGGGGGGCGGAGUCAGUGAAACGACACCCGGGACGCCACCAUGUUGCAAAUUAUUUUUCAAAGAGCAAAACGCGAGCUGAUGUGUGUUUGAGGAUGAAUACGUGUGCGUUAAAUAGUUUGCUCUUUGCAUUAUGGCUUAUUUUGAUGUCCUGUCAGAUGCAGAAAUGUAUUGUUACACGCGAUUAAAGCAUUCUUUCAAUUUCAAGUUGUUCGAGGUCGAUAAGGAUCAUUUCUGUCUGUUCAAUGCGAGAAGGUCAGAGCGUCCACGCCGGAGAGAAAAUGACCUCAUUUGGAU
Molecule: messenger RNA, 4562 nt
Organism: Pungitius pungitius (ninespine stickleback)
Lineage: Eukaryota; Metazoa; Chordata; Actinopteri; Perciformes; Gasterosteidae
Gene: pde8b
Product: phosphodiesterase 8B
Exons: 22
Coding region: 417-3059 (880 amino acids)
Biological process (GO): signal transduction; regulation of DNA-templated transcription
Molecular function (GO): 3',5'-cyclic-AMP phosphodiesterase activity
Source: RefSeq, a predicted model, not a curated record